AAAAGUUCCUUUUCGCAACCUCCGCGGAUCUUCGCGGGAUUUCGGUUCGGGUUUAGGAUUGAGGACCUGUGGGCGGGGCGAGAGGAAGAAUGACUGUUCGAUUCGAGGUUCUUGAUCCGGAACUUAUCCAGGAGUCCCGGAAGAGGUAACUCGCGGGGUAGAAGCGUGUUCACUACCGGAAAGGAAAAACGCGAAGGCGCGAGUGAGGCGUUGGGGAGGUUCCCUAGAUGCUCUCCAAAUCCUUGGUAAUGGAAUAUUUGGCUCAUCCUGGUGCACUUAGCUUGGCUGCCGGAGUUGCUUGUGGCAUGUGCCUGGGCUGGGGCCUCCGUGUACGCUUUGGGAUGAUCCCCAAAAGCUCGCUGAGCAAGACAGACACAGAGACCGGAAGUGAAGCAUCCGUCUUAGGAGAGAGUGGGGAGUACAAAAUGAUUCUUGUGGUUCGAAAUGACUUAAAGAUGGGAAAGGGGAAAGUAGCUGCCCAGUGCUCUCAUGCUGCUGUUUCUGCCUACAAGCAAAUUCAAAGGAGAAACCCUGAAUUGCUCAAACAAUGGGAAUACUGUGGCCAGCCCAAAGUAGUGGUCAAAGCCCCUGAUGAAGAAACUCUGGUUGAAUUAUUGACCCAUGCGAAAAUGCUAGGACUGACUGUAAGUUUAAUCCAAGAUGCUGGACGUACUCAAAUUGCACCAGGCUCUAGAACUGUGCUGGGAAUUGGGCCAGGACCAGCAGAUCUAAUUGACAAAGUCACUGGCCACCUAAAACUUUACUAAGUGGAAUUUUGUAUGAUGGUCCCACCAUGAUGUGCUUUGAAACCAUUAAAUUCUAAUAAUAAAAGCUGAAUUUCUCCCCCGA
Messenger RNA from Neogale vison (American mink), 849 nucleotides. RefSeq names its product peptidyl-tRNA hydrolase 2 (gene PTRH2). The transcript has 2 exons. Gene Ontology annotation, cellular component: mitochondrion; cytosol. NCBI's taxonomy places the organism in Eukaryota, Metazoa, Chordata, Mammalia, Carnivora, Mustelidae. Gene Ontology annotation, biological process: negative regulation of anoikis; positive regulation of anoikis. The record is from RefSeq and is a predicted model, not a curated record. Gene Ontology annotation, molecular function: peptidyl-tRNA hydrolase activity. The coding region runs from base 228 to 767 and encodes 179 amino acids.